Molecule: messenger RNA, 669 nt
Organism: Vicia villosa (hairy vetch)
Lineage: Eukaryota; Viridiplantae; Streptophyta; Magnoliopsida; Fabales; Fabaceae
Exons: 2
Coding region: 1-669 (222 amino acids)
Molecular function (GO): nucleic acid binding; zinc ion binding
Source: RefSeq, a predicted model, not a curated record
AUGGUUGCUGGAAGGAAUUACGAUGCCAUUGUUGAUGUAUUAAGGAUGUCAGCUAGAUCUCUUAGUCAGAUUCCUCAAGUGAAUGUCGGUAAUCGGAAUGGUGAUGAUGAUGAGUUUCAUGUUUUGGAGAAAUUCCAGAGGAACAAUCCGCCUAUCUUUGAAGGAGAGCAUGAACCUGAUAAGGAGCAAGCUUGGUUGAAGGCAAUUGAGAAGAUCUUUCGAGUUAUGAAUUGUACUGAUGCACGGAAGGUGCAGUUUGGUACUCACAUACUCGAGAAGGAAGCUGAAGAUUGGUGGGGUAACACUGCUCAGAGGUUUGAUGAAGAGGAGUUGAUCAAGUAUUGUCCCUAUUACAAUACUAUGAAUGCUGAAAGGUCUAAGUGUUUAAAGUUUGUGAACAGUUUGCGACCUGAUAUCAAGAAGGCUAUCCGUUACCAACAGAUUACUCAUUUUGCGGACUUUGUUAAGAAGAGUCGGAUUUAUGAUGAGGAUAGUAGUUCCUACUACAAGUCUUUGAAUGAUAAGAAGGGCAUAGGUCAAUACCGUGGAAAACUGUACGAUGAUAAGAAGAAGAAAUCUAGUUAUGGCGAAAAGCUAAGUGGGGGAGAAACUAAUGCUACGGUUAAGUGCUUCAAGUGUGGCAUCGAAGGACAUCGUGCUAAUGAAUGA